This is a messenger RNA of Condylura cristata (star-nosed mole), 2357 nucleotides long. RefSeq names its product TOX high mobility group box family member 2 (gene TOX2). Gene Ontology annotation, biological process: regulation of transcription by RNA polymerase II. The transcript is spliced from 10 exons. Lineage: Eukaryota; Metazoa; Chordata; Mammalia; Eulipotyphla; Talpidae. The record is from RefSeq and is a predicted model, not a curated record. Gene Ontology annotation, molecular function: chromatin DNA binding. Bases 4 to 1449 code for a protein of 481 amino acids. Gene Ontology annotation, cellular component: nucleus.
AGCAUGAUGAGCGGGAGCUUGUCCCAGUUUGAUGGUGACAGUGGCUACGUGGGGAUGAGUGACGGAAACCCAGAGCUCCUGCCAUCCAGCCAGACCUACAACGGCCAGAACGACAGCAACGAAGACUAUGAGAUCCCCCCAAUAACACCUCCCAACCUCCCCGAGCCAUCCCUCCUGCACCUGGGGGACCACGAAGCCGGCUACCACUCGCUGUGCCACGGCCUGGCGCCCAACGGACUGCUCCCGGCCUACUCCUACCAGGCCAUGGACCUCCCGGCCAUUAUGGUGUCCAACAUGCUGGCGCAGGAUGGCCACCUUCUGUCGGGCCAGCUGCCCACGAUCCAGGAGAUGGUCCACUCGGAGGUGGCCGCCUACGACUCGGGCCGGCCAGGGCCCCUGCUGGGCCGCCCGGCCAUGCUGGCCAGCCACAUGAGCGCCCUCAGCCAGUCUCAGCUCAUCUCUCAGAUGGGCAUCCGGAGCAGCAUCGCCCACAGCUCCCCAUCACCCCCGGGGAGCAAGUCAGCGACCCCAUCUCCCUCCAGCUCAACUCAGGAGGAGGAGUCAGAAGCCCACUUCAAGAUCUCUGGAGAGAAGAGACCCUCCACCGACCCAGGGAAAAAGGCCAAGAACCCAAAGAAGAAGAAGAAGAAGGACCCAAACGAGCCACAGAAGCCAGUGUCCGCCUACGCGCUCUUCUUCAGAGACACUCAAGCCGCCAUCAAGGGGCAAAACCCCAGCGCCACUUUUGGGGAUGUGUCCAAAAUCGUGGCCUCCAUGUGGGACAGCUUAGGAGAGGAGCAGAAGCAGGCCUACAAGAGGAAGACUGAGGCAGCGAAGAAGGAGUACUUGAAGGCGCUGGCUGCCUACCGGGCUAGCCUGGUGUCCAAGAGCUCUCCAGACCAGGGUGAGACCAAGAGCACACAGGCCAACCCACCAGCCAAAAUGCUCCCGCCCAAGCAGCCCAUGUAUGCCAUGCCAGGCCUGGCUUCCUUCCUGACGCCGUCCGACCUGCAGGCCUUCCGCAGCGGGGCCUCUCCUGCCAGCCUGGCCCGGACACUGGGCUCCAAGGCACUGCUGCCCGGCCUCAGUGCAUCCCCACCACCGCCCCCCGCCUCCCCCCCCCCCCCCCCCCCCCCCCAGCAGCUGCCACUGCCCCCCCACGCCCAGGGCGCCCUCCUCAGCCCCCCUGUCAGCAUGUCCCCAGCCCCCCAGCCCCCGGUCCUGCCCACCCCCAUGGCACUCCAGGUGCAGCUGGCCAUGAGCCCCUCCCCUCCAGGGCCACAGGACUUCCCUCACAUCUCUGAGUUCCCCAGUGGCUCCGGCUCCCGCUCCCCAGGGCCCCCCAACCCCCCCAGCAGCGGAGACUGGGACAGCAGCUACCCCAGCGGGGAGUGCGGCGUCAGCACCUGCAGCCUGCUCCCCAGGGAUAAAUCGCUCUACCUCACCUAAUCCCACCUCCCUCUCCGCCCUGAGGCCUGCGGGAAGGGCGCUGCUCCCAGCCAGCCGGAAGGAAGGACGUAGGCAGAAGAGGCUUUGGCAGGAAGCAGGGUGAUGGAGAAGCCAGAGCAGUGACACUCCAGAGCCCAGGGCCGAGUCUGUUCCUCCACCUCCCGCCAGGCUCUGCAGAGGCCGCCCACCGCCCGCCGCCAGCCCAAAGAACCUGCAGGAACCUUCUGCCCCGACCUGCUUGCUCCAGGGUUACAGCGGACCCCGCUCCUGUCCUUGCACACUGUACCCCCUGUGUGGACGCCCGGCCCCAGCCCGGGCUCGGAGGCUGUCCCCGGGGGGCCCACUGGCCAACAGAAACCCCCCCGGGUGCCUGGGGCAAGGGCCAGCCCGGCCCAGAAGGGCACGUGCAGUUUCCAGUGUGGACAGAGAAACCUCUGAGCUGUUGGCGCUGUGUACGUAGUUGACUAAGUGUUUUAGAACCGUGCUGGAGACUUCUGUAAGAUUAUUUUGUUGGGGGGAAGAAAAGUAGUUUCCUUUAAGGUCAAAAGCAUUUUAUACGGCCCUUCGCCCAUUUUUUAAGUUGCGCCGGAGGGAGGCAGGCACAGACCCGGCCCGCCGCACCUCGGGCCUCGCCCCUCCUUUCCGCCCACGUGCCCACCGCUCUCCAGUGGCCAGCAGUGACGUUGUCGACCUGUGAGCGAGACUCGAGGACAGACAUGCAGUAUCAUAAAGUGCGCGUGCUUUCUGGGUCGGGGGGCUUUGGGUUCUUAAUGUUGUUUGCCGCUGUCUCCUGCCCCGGCAACUUUGUCUGUGUGGGUGCCAGUGCUUCUCUCGAAUUUCUUUGUAAUAAAACCUCUAAAAUGUUGCGGCCACGGCCGCCUCUUCUUCUCCUCGGCCAAGCGGAGCUU